Molecule: messenger RNA, 3144 nt
Organism: Lactuca virosa
Lineage: Eukaryota; Viridiplantae; Streptophyta; Magnoliopsida; Asterales; Asteraceae
Source: the annotation of a GenBank genome assembly
AUUCUGGUGUGGACACAACUUUUGACUUCCCUCUCUAUCUCUAUUAUAUUUUUCUCUUUAUACUUGCCUUCCUCUCUCGAGACUGACACACUUUGGCUCUAGGGUUUUUUUUUCUUCUUCAAGAAUCUUUGGUUUCUGUUUUAUGAAUAUUUUUUUCAUCUGGAUUACACCAAGAAGACUACCGUUCAUGAGAGUUUGAUUGAUGGCUGACACAAAAUGUUACAUUCCCAAUCAAUUGUUAGAUUUGGAUCAAAUACAGCAAGAAGCACAGCAUCGGUGGUUGCGACCUGCUGAAAUUUGUGAAAUUCUAACCAACUAUCAGAAGUUUCAACUGAGACCUAGUCCACCUGUCAUGCCACCAGCUGGUUCUUUAUUUCUCUUUGAUCGAAAAGUGAUUCGAUACUUUCGAAAAGAUGGUCAUCGUUGGAGGAAGAAGAAAGAUGGAAAGAUUGUUAAAGAAGCUCAUGAAAAAUUAAAGGCAGGCAGUGUGGAUGUUCUUCACUGUUACUAUGCACAUGGAGAAGAUAAUGAGAACUUUCAGAGAAGAAGCUACUGGAUGCUUGAUAAGCAGUAUGAGAAUAUUGUUCUUGUGCACUAUAGGGAGGUUAAAGAGGGAUACAAGUCAAGUUUCUCCCAUGGGUUAAAUCCAGAUUCAAGAACACUGCUUCAAAACUCUCAAAGCAGUGAACAAACACCACAUACUUCAUAUGGUUAUGAUAUGAAUUCAGUUGAUAAAAACGAACAAUCAGUGUCUUCAAUAUCAAAUAACGAGCACUCUUCACAAGAUUUUGGGAUCGAUUCAUUUACAACUGAUUUGCUAUCUUACAAACUAACAGAUGCUAGGUUAGAUUCUGACACACAUUCUCAAGAUUUCUUGAACUCCGGGAAUGGCUUUUUUUCUGAUCAUGAAGUUGCAUCACAGGUCGAUGUAAAUACUGAAGUGAUAAACUUACAAGAUAAUGAUGCUGGAGGACUGAAAAAGAUGGACAGCUUUGGAAGGUGGAUGUGUAAAGAAUUGGGUGGAGAGUUUGAUGAUUCCCUGAUGGCAUCCGAUUCCGGGGUUUACUGGAAUGCAAUUGAAACCGAAACUGGAAACAACGAUAAAACCGAAGUCUCGAGCUUAUCACACCAUAUGCAGUUGAAUACAAGCCCUGUGGGUCCCUCUUUAGCCCAAGAACAGCUCUUUACUAUAACCGAUUUUGCACCAGAUUGGGCGUAUUUAGAAACAGAAACAAAGAUUUUAAUAACAGGGAAUUUCUUGGGUGACAAAAAACGUAUGAAUGACAUAAAAUGGUGUUGCAUGUUUGGUGAAAUCGAAGUGGCAGCUGAACUUUUGACAGAAAAUGCCAUUAGAUGUCAGGUUCCUUUACGUGCUGCAGGGCGUAUUCCAUUUUACAUUACAUGUAGCAAUCGAUUAGCUUGUAGUGAAGUGCGUGAGUUUGAGUAUAUUGAUAGGUCAACAAGAUUAACAACAGAUGAUCAUCAUCAUGAUGAUGAUAAAACUUGGGAUGAAGAGGAAUUCGGUUUAGUAAUUCGUCUUUCAAAGUUACUAUCUUUGGGGGUUGAAGUGAACAAAUGGUUAGACUGCAAGGUGGUAGAUUGUGAAAAAUGUAAGAUGAAGGAUGUGUUUGAUUCGAUUAUAAGAAACAAAGAAUGGUGUUCAAAUAGAAUCACAAAGGAGUUGCUAAUACAGAAUUUGCUGAAAGAUAAACUUUAUGAGAGAUUAGUUUAUGAAGUCCAUGAAGCAUGUGAAGGAUUGCGUGUGUUGGAUGAAAAAGGACAAGGUGUUAUUCAUUUGGCCGGAGCUCUUGGUUAUGAGUGGGCGGUUGCUCCGAUCACCGCCACCGGUGUCAGCCCUAAUUUCAGAGAUUCACGUGGCCGGACCGCCCUCCAUUGGGCUUCACUUUAUGGCAGAGAGGAAACAGUGGUGGCACUGGUGAAAUUUGGUGCGUAUGCAGGGGCGGUUGAUGACCCAACACCUAUGAAUCCAGGUGGACAAACGGCUGCUGACCUGGCAUCGAGUAAAGGGCAUAAAGGGAUUGCUGGAUAUUUGGCAGAAACUGAUCUCACCACUCAUCUUUCAGCAUUGUCUGUGAAGGACAAGGACAAGAAUGGUGUCAAAAGUGAUGCGUUAGUGGAUGAUGAUGCUACACAUUCACAUUCUUUAAAAGGGUCACUUGCAGCAGUGAGAAGAUCAGCACAUGCAGCUGCUUUAAUUCAAGAUGCUUUCAGAACUCGUUCUUUCAAUCAAAGGCAACAACAAGCAACAAAGGCAGAAACUGAAGAACUUGUUGCUAUUGCUUCUUCUUCUUCUUAUUCUUCUUUACAGAAGGUGAAGAAAACACGUGAUUAUGAAGACUAUUUGCAUCUGAACAUUGCAGCAUCAAAGAUCCAGCAAAAGUACAGGGGGUGGAAAGGAAGGAAUGAGUUCUUAAAGAUUCGUGAGCGCGUUGUCAAGAUUCAGGCACAUUUUCGUGGGCAUAAAGUUCGGAAGCAUUAUAAAAAAGUGGUGUGGUCUGUUGGGAUAGUGGAGAAAGCGAUACUCAGAUGGAGACGAAAGAGCCGUGGGUUGCGAGGAUUCCGGUCGGAAUUGAAAGCUCCGGAAUCGGAAUAUGAUUUCCUGAGAAUAGGUCGGAGACAGAAAUAUGUUGGAGUGGAAAAGGCGUUGGCUAGGGUGCAUUCCAUGGCUCGGAAUCCUGAAGGCCAGGAACAGUACAUGAGGCUCGUGGGGAAGUUUGAAAAGUUGAGCCAUGAACAUGAAGAUAGCAGCAAAUGACGUUGAGUUUGAGAGUUUGUAAGUCUAACCCUUAGGGCCUAGGGUGUAGGGAGUCUAAUUCUAGUAUGCAUGCAUAUAUAGAUAUAAAUAGAAAUAUGAAUAUGAAUAUGAAUAUGAAUAUGAAUAUAUAAAGUGAAAUUGACGAAUAGGUGAGAGGAGAGGAAUGUGUUUAGAUUGGAUUGGAGUUACAAGUAGAGUGAGUACAUUGAUGAUUACAAAAAGAAGAAAGUAGAAAAAGCAAAAAGGAUGGUGGAAAGAGACGGAAGCACUGAUCCUGUGUGUGCCUCCCCUAUACCUCCUUCAACUGUACCUGCACCUGCAAUUUUUAUCGAUUAAUCCAUAACUAAUAAUAGAAUCAGCCUUGAAUC